Messenger RNA from Carica papaya (papaya), 405 nucleotides. NCBI's taxonomy places the organism in Eukaryota, Viridiplantae, Streptophyta, Magnoliopsida, Brassicales, Caricaceae. The record is from RefSeq and is a predicted model, not a curated record.
UAAAUUUUUAAGCAGUGCAUGCAUGAAGGUUUCUAAGGAUCUUUUGCCCUUAGAAGCUCGAGAGAAUGCUCUCAAAAAGCUUUCAGAAUUUCUCCGUAGACAUCCUCGUGGGCUUCCAAUGGAUCCUGAAGGAGAUAUGAAGAUCCGGAGCAGCUCGUAUAGAAAGGCUGUCAGGAGGUUGGAGGCGUUAGAGAGCCUAUUUGAGAAGCAUGCGAUUGCCAAAUCUCCACUCAUUGAACAAAAGCUCAAAGUUUUACACAUGAAAGAAGAGUUGACAGCCAAGAUAAAAUCAAUUAAGAAGACUGUACGUUCUUCCACGACAUUGGCUUUUAAAGAUGAACUGAAGGCCAGAAAACGUGCUUUACGAAGGCUAGGGUAAUAAACCUUUUCUUCAGAGAAUAAUUU